AUGAAGGAGGGACAGCUUAGAAACGCGGAUAACGAGGCAGCGAGAACAAGUCAAGCGAAGUCCCAACCCAGAACCAAAUACACCGAAAUCAACUUCUCGAUGCAGCACAAAUCCGGCGACAAGGGCUAUGCCCACUGCGGCUCGGUCGCUGUGUCCAUUGUCGGCAUCGUAUUCGGCAGCGCCAUUGUCAUCGUCGUCUGCUCCUUCAUCUACUGCCUGAUCAGGAGGCAGCUCAACCUGCGCGACAAGUAUGCCCGCUGCAACGGAAACUGCGAAUGCGAAGGCGCUUCUCGACCGCCCCCCACCCGAGUUCCUCGCCGCUCUCCUCCUGCGCCUGAACAAAACGAUGCUGUUGCCGGCCCGAGCGUUGAUCCUCCACCCUACCUGGGCGAUCAGAACGAGGAACGGCAUGGUUUGAUGAGCCAUAACGAUUAUAAUAAGUCGACCUAG
Messenger RNA from Clonostachys rhizophaga, 450 nucleotides. The record is from the annotation of a GenBank genome assembly. Lineage: Eukaryota; Fungi; Ascomycota; Sordariomycetes; Hypocreales; Bionectriaceae.